UGUGACGUCAUCAUUCCAAACAGACCGAGAAGGGAGAGACAGUCGAGCAAGGAACAUCGCCCUUUUCUCCCCUUUUCAGUCAUGGAUUCGGACGAGGAGUAUCUUUACGACUGUGACAGCGGGAACGAGUCGAGUGGGGACGACGUGGGCCUGGAAUUUGAGAUAGAAGGGGAAGGGGAGUCAGGCAGCAGCAGGUACAGAGAGACCACUGAGAACUACCCUUAUGAAGUGCUUUCUACCGAGGAUAUCACCAGACACAUGAUAGACUGCAUCAAGGAGGUCAACAGCGUGGUCAAUAUUCCUGUAACAACGACAAGAAUAUUGCUAAAUCACUUCAAAUGGGACAAGGAAAAGUUAAUGGAGAGGUUUUAUGACGGUGACCAGGAAAAGCUAUUCUCCGAGGCCCAUGUUGUCAGUCCUUUCAAGACACCUAGUAAAUCUCAGAGGGUUCCAGUCAAAACAAGUAAUGGAAUGGAGGAAUGUGAAAUCUGCUUCCUAAACAUGCCUUCUGCUAUGAUGACUGGAAUAGAGUGUGGACAUCGUUUCUGCACUAAUUGCUGGACUGAAUACUUGACCACCAAGAUCAUUGAUGAAGGCAUGGGACAGACCAUCUCCUGCGCUGCACACUCCUGCUCCAUCCUUGUGGAUGAUCACACGGUCAUGAGGUUAAUUGUUGACCCCAAAGUCAAACUCAAGUACCAGCAUCUCAUCACUAAAAGUUUUGUUGAGUGUAACAGACUGCUGCGUUGGUGUCCAUACCCAGACUGUAACUAUGCAAUCAAGGUGCAAUACCCAGACGUCCAGCCAGUCAUGUGCAAGUGUCGCAAUGUGUUCUGCUUCAACUGUGGUGAGAAUUGGCACGACCCAGUCAAGUGUCACCUCCUGCGGCACUGGAUUAAGAAGUGUGAUGAUGACUCUGAGACUUCCAACUGGAUUGCAGCCAACACAAAGGAAUGUCCCAAAUGUAAAGUGACAAUAGAGAAGGAUGGAGGGUGUAAUCACAUGGUGUGCAAGAAUCAGAGCUGUAAAGCAGAUUUCUGCUGGGUCUGUCUUGGGCCUUGGGAACCCCAUGGCUCCUCCUGGUAUUCCUGCAAUCGCUAUGAUGAGGAUGAAGCCAAGCAGGCCCGGGAUGCACAAGAGAAGUCUCGGGCAGCCCUUCAGCGCUACCUGUUCUACUGCAACCGCUACAUGAACCACAUGCAAUCCCUCAAGUUUGAGCAUAAGCUGUAUGCCUCAGUCAAGGAGAAGAUGGAGGAGAUGCAGCAACACAACAUGUCUUGGAUAGAGGUCCAGUUCCUCAAGAAAGCUGUAGACAUCCUGUGUGAGUGCCGACAGACCUUGAUGUUCACUUAUGUGUUUGCCUAUUACUUGAGGAAGAACAACCAAUCCGUAAUAUUUGAAGAUAACCAGAAGGAUGUUGAAAGUGCCACAGAGACCCUCAGUGAGUACCUUGAGAGAGACAUUACACAGGAGAAUUUGGCAGACAUCAAGCAGAAGGUCCAAGACAAAUACAGGUACUGUGAUCAGCGGCGGAGAAAGCUCCUGGAACACGUUCACGAAGGUUACGAGAAGGAUUGGUGGGAAUACUCGGAGCCCUAGUAGGAACACAACACCUACCACCUCGGUGCAGCAGUAGUGUCCCUUCUGUUACUCCCUAGUCCUGCGCUGGGGUCUUGGUGGGGCGUGUGUGUGGGUGCGUGCAUGUGUUUCAGUGUGCGUGUGGUGGGUGAGGGUGAGCGUGCCUCCAAAGAUGAGUGCUCUGUGAAACCCCCUCCUCCAAAGUCACUGUAUUGAUUGGAGCCCCACCAUCAGUCUUCAAAGCUACUAUAUAAGUGCUCUCCCCCAACAAUUGACCCCAUUAGGAACUUUUAGUAAUUCAUAGAAAAUGAUGUUAAUAAGGAUGGUUGAGGUUAGAGAUGAGGCUCUGAGAGUACUACUAGUUGUUCCUAACAUUCCUCACAUGUCUCUAGCCCAAAGUCAUGUUUGGGGCUUGAAAUUUAGUCCUUUGAACCAUUAUUGGCUUGUUGGAUUAUUUGUUUCUUUUGUCCAUGCCUGAUUUUCUAUCAGGUCAGGGCAUUGCAUUAGUUAUAUCACAAAAUUGCAUUUUUUUUUUUUUUUUUUUUUUUUUUUUAAUGUAUCUGGUAUAUACUGAAACCAUCCCCAUCCAGAAGUGACUCGUUGCAACUUUUCAAUUGUUUAAUUUUCCUGCAUUACAUUUCCCAUGUACAUUGAAGUAAGUGUUGUGUGUCUUUUAUUUUCUUAAUACAGUAUUACUGUAUCUCAUAAGCUCAGGUUCAUGUAUAAACAAAAUAAUAUGUUACAUUUUCUUUUCAAUAAAUAUCUUUUCUGUAGUAUGGCAUAUACCACAUAAGGAAUACUGAAUUCAUCACAAAAGAAAAUGCUCUACUUUUGAAAGAAAUAUAUUUUUAGUUUUAAGUAAAUUUGUUUUGCAUUAUGAUGAUUCAGUUCAGGAGUCAGAAUAAGUAUACAUUUGAAUGAACAAACUGUCUUGGCAUUUAAAAUACUUCAUUUCUAGAAAAUCCACAAUUUCAGAAUCUUUUAAGAAAAUAAUAGACCACAGUACAUAUAUAUUGGGAAAAUUUUUUUUUUAAUAGUUUAGUUUCUAUCCAAAGUUCAGAGUUCUGUUAAUAUGUUCAUAAUGGUUAGAGAGGAGUCAUCUUGUGGCCACAGUCCCAUGUUAGCAGCAGCCCCAGGUGCAGUGGUAGCCUGGGUGGUGUCAAUAAGUGGCAUACACCGGUAGUUUUGUGCCUCAGAUGGAGGAGUGGGAUAGUCCAUUUGUUUGUGGAAUAUCAUAGGUAGAUUGUUAUAUAUAUGAAAGAUAAUGUGAAUAGAUACCUGAUGGCUAAUAAUAUGAUAAUGCAGCUGAAAGCGGAUUAAUUUCAUGACCAUAAUUUGUACAUAGCCUUUCUUUUCCAGCCUGGCAUAGAGUUAACAGGGACUGAAUUCAGGAGCCAUUCUAAGAGUCUCAUGUUUUCCUGUUAAAUUAUUUAGAUUCAUAGAUUAUUAGUUGACAGAUUGCCUAGGUUCCUAGGAAAACAACAAACAAACAAAAAUAUGUAAUUAGAUAAAAAAAAAAAGCAUGUGCUGGCUGUAUUGAUGAUGCUAUAAAUCUGUUUUGAAGUGGAUAUAACUUAAAAGCUUUAGCUACAAACUCUAUUCUCUGCAAGAGUGUGGCAGCUUGUUGCCACUCUGGGGUCUAGAUACUCCUUGUCAUGUGGUUUCUGCUGCUGCAACUCAGUAUUAUCCAUUAAGAGGUCCUCAUUAUCUGCAUCAGUUGACUUAAUUCACAUGGUACUUGGCACUCUGUAUAAGUUAUAUUUGUGCCUGUGUUUGUGCUGCAUGGGCAAACCUGCAUUGCAUUACCAGGUUCCAGCAUUUUGUACAUUGUGUGCCUUGACCUAGUUUAUACAUAAAUACCUUGUUUUCUACUGCUGUUACAAAAAAAAAAAUCUGGCAAAUGAGGUGAUGUCAACUGUGCAAACUCGGCAAACUGGGUUGGUACACUAUAUUUCAAGUGGUCUCACCCUCACUUGGCUCAAAACUCAGUGGUGCCUGUGGACGUGGCUGGAAUCAUCUGCCGAACAGUACAUCUGAAAGAAGAGAACAACAGAAAAUGCUAUUUCAUAUUUCUAAGCAAACUACAAAGUGUCACAUGUUUCAUAAAGUUGUUGCUUAGACAAAAUAUAGGAGCCUUUCAAAGUGGGUCUUGUGUUCCUACUUACUGGUGUUGCCUGAGAGGUUUGUAAGAAUGGUAGUCCUGAAUGCUGUUCUUCACAACAUCAUGUUUAUAUCAGUGUAAGUAGUGGUCAAACCACAAACUCAUAAUCACUGUAUAGAAACUUCUACCACCAGUUACUAGUGAAGAUGUGUGUAUUUUAGGUUUGAACAUCUUUGUACAGUUCUUUUUACAAAUAUAUUUUAUUUUACCCACAUUAAAAGUAGAUUUUUUGUCAUAUAUAUCAAUUUUAUGUUGACUCAGCAUAACUCUGUGAUUUUCAGAACUUUUUGACAGGAUCUUGCAUUUUGUACAGCAGUGUAAAGUACAUUGCUUCCUUCAUGUGAACUGUAGCAUUUCUGUGGAAGUGUAUUAUUGUUGGUCUGGCUCUGUUUACAUCCUGGAGCUGGAUUAUACCAGGGCAAAUGUGGCCAGGUUUUCAUCUUUAAUGAAUCAGUGAUGUGAUGUAUCAUAAAAUUGCUUGUCAAGAAGUUCUGGUGUAUAGUUUUAGAUUAUUUAAUUGCUCUGGUUCAAUUAUACAAAUUCACGAGAUUUUCAUUAAAUUGUAGUGAUAACUAUUAUGCUUACCUGCCUUGAGAAUAGUGGUUGGCCCUUGUGUGGCAGUGGUAGGAAUGUAACUACAGCUGAUGCUUCAACUUUGGUAUGUUUUUAUACAGGGAUAUAAUUCUGGAUCACAGUUAAUGAGUGAAUGGUGAUAUACAUUUAUUGAGGCAUAGCAGGCAGCUACUCAACCAACCACUUAUUAUUUCACAAACAUAUGUAAAUAAAGAUAAAUAUAUAGAUAUUAUAUAGUGUGAAUUUUUCCUAGGAAUUACAAUGAAUGGGAAAAGAAAAAUGUGUCUUGAGCUUCCUUCAUGAUUGCAUGAUUUUGCUUUGAAAAUUUAAUACCAAACCUUUUCUUUCUCAUGAGGUGUAUGAUAAAAGUGGACUGAAGAUAUGUACAAGAUGCCAUUCAGGCUCUAUGGAAUAUGUUCCCUUGCAGAAUGUUGUUUACAGAGAGCUUGCAUACCAUGUUUUGCUUUGGAGUGGUUAUGUUAUCCAUUUACCAAGAGAAACUAGUAAGAAUGUAAUACCCAGUAAGACCAAUGCCAGUGUUAUUAGUGUUUGAGUACCAGUUCAGUCAUUAUUUAUCAUUGUAUAAUACAGGGAAAAGCAUUUGUUAUUACAAGCUCAGAAUCACUGAUAGUUUCAUGUUAUGUACAGCGCAUAUCACAUAGUGUAAAGUGAAAGAACAGUACCAUAACAUUUUGUAUGCACUUUAUAAAGUUUUUGUAUCAGCUUAUUGUAUGGCAUGAGGUUCAUUUUGUGCUUGUUGUCAUGAUUCAGAGGCAGACUUUGUUAAUGCUAUUGCAAUUGUCUCUCCCUGUGUGUUGCUGUGAGUUGAGCUUUAGAGUAUCAGUGAGUAUUAACAUCCCAUCAGAGUAAGUGGGCACACUGCACAAGCCAUCACCACCUAUGGUUGCCUCACUAUGGCCUGUGCAUUUCAUAGAUCUUGUUGUCCUGUUUGAAGAAAAGUGUUCCUUGCAGUGCUAGUUUUGCUCUCUUUUGUUACUGAUUUCUUUAGUUUCAUGUAAGAGAUUUAGUAUUGGUGCAAUAAAAGACGAAAAAAAAAAAAGGAUAUGUAAACUAUGAUUUGAUAUUUAAAUGUGAUGAGCUUAUUGGUGUAUUUUAAUGGCUUAGACUCCACCAAAGGUUUUUGUUUUAUGCAAGUGCUCCAUUGACAAUGCAAAUAUGUGAUGAUGAAAUGUGUCAGUGUUUGAUAGGUGUUUUAUCAAAAGGUAUUCAUGACAAGGUAUUGUCUCAGUCAUGUCAUGGGAAGCGUUAUGUGUUAAUGUAAUAACUUUUUUUUUUAUGCAUUUCUCAUAUUGUUGUAUUUGGAAUCAGUAUCAGACUUAUGCCACAAAAUACAUGCAAAAAACAAAAAAAAAAUCUAAAUAUUGACAUGGAUGAAAUAUUUAUUAUCUGUUGUUGCUUUAGUAAGCCACAACCACAUACUCUAACUAUUAAAUUUCCCUUUAUUUAGUAGUUCGUAUGUUCCUUUGGUACAUUUUUAUAUUUACAUAAUGUACGGCAAGAAUGCAAAUGUAUUAGUUUGCCAGGCACGGCAUUGUAAAGGCUUUGACAAUUAUUAUGACUUGCUCUUUUUAUUAUUUUCUUGACAUUUUAUUUAUUUCAUGUGUAUUUUCAUGCAUUUCUGUAUUGAUAUAUUGAUGUCCUCUUCCCAAGGUCUCUAUCUGAAAGUUAUCAAACCCUGCAGUGUGAAACCUUGCAAACUUAAGGUCUUGAUGGUGAACUGCAGUGUAUUGUGCCCACCACUAAAUUGUCCCUGAAGUUAGUUAUGCUGUACAUAAGGGAGCAAGUGAAAGGUACAGAGUUAGAUGUUUUGGGAGAGUUUGUUAGUUUAUUCUUUGUUUUCUUUUAACUGAGUUUGACUUUGAAAUAGUAAUUAAAUAAUUGUUGCUGAUGAUUAAAGAGACUUUCUGGGACAUUAAACAUUGAUUAAACAUUAAACAUUUGUAUCCCAGAAUAACUUUUAUAUAUAUAUAUAUAUAUAUAUAUAUAUAUAUAUAUAUAUAUAUAUAUAUAUAUAUAUAUAUAUAUAUAUAUAUAUAUAUAUAUAUAUAUAUACUAUUGGAGACAAUUUUAUACACAUACACAUACAAGCACAUAUAUACAUUCAUACCUACAAAAGUGACAAUGGGAAACACCGGAAUAAUAAUGACUUGCAUCACUGGAACUCCCAUUAGGAGGAAAUUAUGUUAUCUUGUGAAACUAUAACAGUAACAUACACUCCAUGUUGGACCUUAAAUUCCAGUUGAGGCUUCACCCAGAGGUUUUUAACUCAAUUUGUGAUGCAGCCUGACCAUCACUGCGCAUUGCCUCUUAAGUUAAGUUAAUAGCUGUCUAUGUUUAGCUGCCUCUGAAUCUGGAAUAGUUUAAUUUUUCAACUGUCAUGAACUGCACUGUGCCUAUAAAACUCAAGUGGUGGCAGUUGUUUAUUCUGUGAUACGAAAAGUCUUCAAAAUGUGUUAUUUUGAUUGGUUGAAAGAAAUGUUCAAUGUUUUAAGGACGACAUGCCUGAAAAUAGAUUCAGUUAUUAAGAUUUUGUGAUUUCUCUCUCUCUCUCUCUCUCUCUCUCUCUCUCUCUCUCUCUCUCUCUCUCUCUCUCUCUCUCUCUCUCUCUCUCUCUCUCUCUCUCUCUCUCUCUCUCUCUCUCUCUCUCUCUCUCUCUCUCUCUCUCUCUCUCUCUCUCUCUCUCAUGGUAACUUUAUAUGCAAAGGAAUUAUCAGAUAGUGCUACACUUUAACUUACUCUAUUCACACACACAUGCACAGACACACAUAUACACAUUUUGUUUCAUCACUAAUUUAUGUAUAUGUAGCCUACUCAAGAUAAAAGAAAGAAAAUCAGUAAUUGUCCACAAAAUCAUUGUUCAUCUGUCAGAUCCAAGAGUAUAUUAUGGUGUAAGCCAAGCUGUGUGUUAAGUUGUACUGCCUAAUCAUAUUCCAUAACACUACAUCUUCCCUUCCCACUAAUGCCUCCCUAACAUAGCCUUGCACAUUGAAAAGUUUAUACAUAUACCUUAUACUCAAACUUAAAAUAUAGCCAAGCACCACUUCCUCCUCUGUCCCCAACUAAACUUAACUAAUAUAAACUUCAUUCCCAUUUUCCCUCCUGUUAACUUGUGCUGUUCUCAAAUAUGUCUUUCUCUUUCUCUUUUUGUUAUUUAUUUCUGUACUCUAUCCUCUUACCACUUAUCCUGCCUCAUUUUUCAUCUUCAGCCUCUAAUCCAUGCAUCUUUCAUCCUUCUCUCACUCCCAUCUUACUCUAUUAUCCAUAUUCUUUUACGAGUUAAUCCUUUCUUCUCAUUCCCUUAUACUCCUCACCCUUCUUACUCUAUUUUUAUUUCCUAGAAUCAUUCAUCUUUUUCCUUUCAUUCCUAUUUUGUCUUCACUGUCUGUUUUCUGUUGUCAAUCAUUCUUUUACUCUAAUUCUUGCAUUUCUCAUCUUAUAUCUUUCCCUCACACUCCAGUCAUCUGAUCACUCCCUCUUUCUAGUCGGCCGCCCAUGAAAUAUUAAUCGCCGUCACCAAGUAACUCAGAUGUCAUUCAGUCCACUCAUAUUGUAGCAACAUUGAGCCGACCCACUUCAGCUAACAGGCCCUCCCAGCAGUGCCAGAGCCAAUGGUGUAUGCAUGUGGUUGUGGUAUACAGUGUGUGAACGUGUGUACAUAUUACUGAGAAAUAUAUUAGCCAACUUU
Scylla paramamosain (green mud crab) is the source of this 8018-nucleotide messenger RNA. RefSeq names its product E3 ubiquitin-protein ligase arih1-like (gene ari-1). The record is from RefSeq and is a predicted model, not a curated record. Bases 82 to 1599 code for a protein of 505 amino acids. Gene Ontology annotation, biological process: ubiquitin-dependent protein catabolic process; positive regulation of proteasomal ubiquitin-dependent protein catabolic process; protein polyubiquitination. The transcript has 9 exons. Gene Ontology annotation, molecular function: zinc ion binding; ubiquitin conjugating enzyme binding; ubiquitin protein ligase activity. Gene Ontology annotation, cellular component: ubiquitin ligase complex; nucleus; cytoplasm. Lineage: Eukaryota; Metazoa; Arthropoda; Malacostraca; Decapoda; Portunidae.